AUUUUUGUCAAGUGAUCUAAGGUGAAGUGGUUUAUAAUAAAUUUUCUUAGUCUAUUUUUCUCAUAUUUUGCAUAUAGCGAGAGUUUUAAUUAUCGAGUAUUACGUGAUAAUUCAUUUGGAGCCACAAAUUAGAUUCUUAACACUAACUCCAAUGUUAUCCUUGCCAAUUUCAAGAUUUUGUUCAUACUUUUUUAAAAAAAAAAACUACUUCUAUACAAAAAUGUUGUAGCUCAUACAAAAAUUAUUCCAAAGAUGAAUUCAGCUAUUACAAUAUCAGCAUCAGUGUUGAACAACCAAAUCUUGAAUUUUGUUGCACCACAGAAAAUUGGGUUCUUGAAAUCUUCUCAAUUGAUCAGUGGAAAAAGAUGGAAACUUUGUGUUUUUGCAAGUUCAAAUGAGUUGGAUAAACAGGUAGUUGAAAACCCAAAAAAGGAAAUUCAAGAAAAGAGUAAUGGUGGUGGUGAGGAGGAAAAUUUUAGUUCUAGUGGUGGUCCUAAUGUUGUUCUUGAUAAUAAAGAACUAAAAAAGGCUGUUUUAAAGACUGCUUCAACAUUUGCACCAAGGGCUUCCACUGCUACGAAAAAUCCUGCGAAACCUGGAACUGUUUUAUACACUGUUUUUGAAGUGCAAGGCUAUGCGUCAAUGUUGAUAGGUGGAGCUCUCUCCUUCAAUCUCAUAUUUCCCUCAAAUGAACCGGACAUCUGGAGACUAAUGGGAAUGUGGUCCAUAUGGAUGUUUACUAUUCCUUCCCUUCGGGCUCGUGACUGCUCGAAGGAUGAGAAAGAAGCUCUCAAUUACCUUUUUCUCCUCAUCCCCUUGCUUAAUGUUAUGAUCCCGUUCUUCUUGAAGUCGUUUGCUGUCGUUUGGUCAGCGGAUACUGUAGCAUUUCUGGGGAUGUAUGCUUGGAAGCUCGGGUGGCUACAGAAAGAGCAAUGACAAAAGAAGUGAAAGGAUCGGUGGUCCUCUUGUAGCUUCAAUUAAGUAGCUCGUUCAGCUGAUAUAACUCUGCGAUGGCUGCUUAUGUUUCAUGUCAAGUCUGCUAUAUCAUGAUCCGUUUGAAAAAUCAAAUAUCUACAAGCACAGUAAGAAUAUCUCGGAUCAAGUUGCCUUGCUUUUCAACUAGUUGGAAUUACGAAUUUGGUGGCAAAUGGUAUGGGUAUUCAUUUCCUUCGGGUUAGAGGUCACACCUUUAAUUUCAUAUGCUCUGUGUAUGUUGUUACCCUUUUCUCGAUCCUUCUUUGUACGGACGAUAAAUUACCAUUAAAAAGUACAUGCAAUAGAUUGUGCAGAUGAAUUUUGAAACAUUGAAAUGAACCGUUUCAGCUUGAAGUACACAUAAUAAGAUACAAUUUGGUUGAUUAA
Messenger RNA from Capsicum annuum, 1362 nucleotides. RefSeq names its product protein RESISTANCE TO PHYTOPHTHORA 1, chloroplastic. Gene Ontology annotation, cellular component: chloroplast. Gene Ontology annotation, biological process: defense response. Bases 253 to 936 code for a protein of 227 amino acids. The record is from RefSeq and is a predicted model, not a curated record. NCBI's taxonomy places the organism in Eukaryota, Viridiplantae, Streptophyta, Magnoliopsida, Solanales, Solanaceae. The transcript is spliced from 4 exons.